UCUUAACUUAAAUCUCUUAGUCUUAACGUUCAUUUUCUUAUACAAAGUUUAUUUAUCAGCAAUAUGGAUCGAUUCAUCCGAAAUCUCCGCAUGAAUGGUGGCACCGGCAAAACUAGUUACUCUUUCGACUCAUCAGUUCAGGAAAGAGCUAUAUACGUAACAAAGCCAUUGAUAGAAGAUGCAGCUCUUGAUGUAUUUUCGAAGUUCUAUGCUUGCAGUGCAACACUCUCUCCAUCUGAGAUGAUGGGAAAGAGUAUAGGCAUUGCCGAUUUAGGCUGUUCCUCUGGUCCAAACACUUUGUUGGUCAUUUCUUACCUAUUAAAUAUUAUUUACAACAAAUGCCGCGAAUUUGACAGUGCUUCACCCGAGAUUGUCAUGUUUCUUAAUGAUCUUCCUGGAAACGACUUUAACACCCUUUUCAAGCACUUGGAAGGAUUUACUGACGAACUGAAAAGAACUAAAGGAGAUGGUUUCGGACCGUGUUUUGCAGCUGGAAUGCCUGGCACUUUUUAUGGUAGACUUGUCCCUAGGGACACUCUUCACUUUGUCCAUUCUUCCUACAGUCUCCAAUGGUUGUCUCAGGUCCCUCUAGGGAUUGAGAGCUGUAGCAAGGGGAACAUUUACAUCUCCAAGUCUAGUCCUCCAUCCAUAACAGAAGCAUACUUCAAGCAAUUUAAGAGUGAUUUUCGAAGUUUUCUGACUUGCCGGUCCGAGGAAUUAGUCAAGGGAGGGAAAAUGGUUGUAACACUUUUGGGAAGGAGAAAUGCAGACCCGACAAGUAUAGAGUGCUGCUAUUUCUGGGAACUAUUAGCUUUGGCAAUCAAUGACAUGGUUUCAGAGGGAAUGAUCGAAGAAGAGAAGUUAAUGUCGUUUAACUUACCACAGUAUAUGCCAUCCAAUGAGGAAGUAAAGAAUGAAAUUCAAUGUGAAGGUUCAUUCAUGAUUAAUCAGCUCGAAGCCAAAUUCACUAACAUAGUUAUGUCGUUGACCAAAGUAUAAUUAUAAGAUGCUGCAAAAUGCCCAUGCAUGCAUCUUAAGUCACCUAAAUAAGAAAGCAGUGAUGUGUAUCUGCGAGUAUCGUUGUAUUUGGCCAUUUCUUUUUUUACGUACUGUACCGAAAGAAAAAAAGAAUUGAAGGUUGCAUUU
This is a messenger RNA of Papaver somniferum (opium poppy), 1146 nucleotides long. Its product is annotated as salicylate carboxymethyltransferase-like. Gene Ontology annotation, biological process: methylation. Gene Ontology annotation, molecular function: S-adenosylmethionine-dependent methyltransferase activity. Lineage: Eukaryota; Viridiplantae; Streptophyta; Magnoliopsida; Ranunculales; Papaveraceae. The transcript has 4 exons. The coding region runs from base 64 to 999 and encodes 311 amino acids. The record is from RefSeq and is a predicted model, not a curated record.